Messenger RNA from Phaeoacremonium minimum UCRPA7, 759 nucleotides. Its product is annotated as putative spherulin-1b precursor protein. The transcript has a single exon. The record is from RefSeq and is a predicted model, not a curated record. Gene Ontology annotation, molecular function: protein binding. Lineage: Eukaryota; Fungi; Ascomycota; Sordariomycetes; Togniniales; Togniniaceae. Bases 1 to 759 code for a protein of 252 amino acids.
AUGAACGAUGGAUGGACCGUGAGCAUCAAUCCGCUGACCCCCAUCGUCCUGCUUAGGAUCGACCCUUCCCUCCGGCUCCGACGCGCCAUCCACGCCAACGACGCGCUGCUGGUCCAGCGCAUCCUCAAAUCCCAUCCGACUCUCCUGCUCAACCCGGACGCCUCCCCCGAAGGCCUCUCCAACUCCAACCUCCACCUUGCCGCCUCGCUGGGCCACCUCCAGAUCUGCAGACUGCUCGUCUCCCUCGGCCACGAAGCCGAGAGCCCCGCCCUCAACGAGAACCACCAGACGGCCCUCAUGCUCGCCGCCGCCGCCGGCCACACCGAGAUCGUCCACUUCCUCAGCGAGAGCGACCCCGCCUCCAUCCUCCGCCGCGACGUCAACGGCCGAGAUGCCAUCAUGGAGGCGAGCCGCGGCGGCCACGACACCGUGCUGCAGAUCCUGUUGACGUACGUCCCCGGCGGGGCACAAGAGGCGGUACACCGAGCGGAUCUCGAGGGGAAUACGGCCCUGCACUUUGCAAGCAGCAAUGGCAACCUGCUUGUUCUGCGCACGCUGCUUGCUGCCGGGGCCGAUGCCGAGCGGCGGAACAUCUGGAGCUGGACUGCCAUUGCGUAUAGUGCUACCGUUCAGGCGGAGGUCUACCUGAAGGGUCUGGUGGCUGAUGCCGAGCGGAAGAGGCAGGCCACUCGCCAAGUCGAGGAGGCUAGGAAGGCAGGACUGCGGCUGGUCGAGCGGGAGAUCGACGUCAAUGACUGA